AGAGGAGUGAAUGGAGUCGGGGCUCCUCAGGUGUUCGGCUGCAGUCAUGGCCGGGAGCUCAGAGAAAGUACCGAUCGCCUCAGCGGGACCGGAGGACCUGCAGCAGUUCAUGCCUCCGGCCUACUCCGCCGUGGCGGUGAAGCCCGCCGCCACCGGCCGCCUCCUGAAGGCCGGCAUCGCGGUGCUCAUCGCCGGAGCCCUGCUGCUUCUGCUGGGAGCAGUUGGAGCUUUUUACUUCUGGAACAACAAUGAAAAACACGUCUACAAUGUCCACUACAGCAUGAGCAUCAAUGGCAAAGUGGAGGAGGGCUCAAUGGAAAUCGACACGGCCAACAACAUGGAGAGAUUCAGCACCAGCAGCGGGGCGGAGGAGGCCGUGGAGGUCCACGACUUUGAGAUUGGCAUCACAGGGAUUCGCUUCUCAGGAGGAGAGAAGUGCUACAUCAAGACCCAGGUGAAGGCUCGUCUGCCUGACGUGGAGACUCUCAACAAGGAAUCCAUGACGUUCAACCUGGAGGACGAGGUGAUGCCGGCCAAGUUUGAGGACGAUCUGAUCUGGGUGGCGGCCGACACGCCCCUCUCUGACUCCGCCUUCCUCAGCAACAAGAUCAAGGACUUGUGCGGAGACCUGCCCAUCUUCUGGCUCCGCCCCACCUACUCGACCAGCGGACAGAGGAAGAAGAGAGCCGCCCUGCGCCAGCGCCGCCAGACAGCCGGGGCCGUGGCAGAGGAGGAGGAGGAGAAGGUGGAGGCAGAUUUAAACCCAGAGAACCCCUACCAGAGAGGCCUGGAGGGCGAGCAGGGCAACAUGAACAUCGACCCCAUGCUGGAUCACCAGGGCGUGUGCUGUGCCGAGUGCCGCCGAGGCUACACCCACUGCCAGAGGAUCUGCGAGCCGCUCGGAGGCUACCACCCGUGGCCGUACCACUACAGAGGGUGCAGGGUGGCCUGCAGAGUCAUCAUGCCCUGCAACUGGUGGGUGGCCCGCAUCCUGGGUCUGGUGUAGACACCCCCCACCUGAGUCCGGGAUUGAAGAAAGUAGGGAGGGGAGGGAGGGAUGGAUGGGGUUGCGAGGGAAGGGAGAUGAAGGGGAAAUGUUUUGCUUCUCAUUUCCUUUACAUACCUGUUGGUCAGAGCAGAUUGGUAGAAAGAUGAGCAGCAUCAGUAGCCGUGCCCACACAUUAUAAAUGCAUGGAACAGAAUCUAGGACACCGGGAUCUCACAUAUAAAGGUUUGCAGUCGCUGAGCACUGCACAGCUUCUCUUAUUAAAAAAACAUACCUGCUUUCCAGUCAGAUCCUCCUUAUCUACAGCUCGACACGCUGUCGAGAGAACGUACAGCGGACCUGUUUUCACUGAAUUAUGUGCACAGCAGCACAACAUGUAUCUGUAGGUAAAGCAGGUGAGAUUGUAUUCAUAGAGCUGACCUUUUCUUUCAUCCUUUGCUUUCUGAUGUAAAUAAAUGUAUAGGGACCCGUACUUUUUCAGUAGCAGUCGGCUGGCUUAAUUAGCGUCUGUUGUUAGUUUUACUUUUCAUCCCUCAUUAUUUUUAACUGCUGUGAUUUUAACUCAUGAAAACAAUGUACUGUACGCGCUCUCUCACAAACUCAUCUCAAUGUAUUUUGACCUGCAUUGAAGGAGCUGACUCAACGUGCAAUAUCACUGAAUAAACUUUUUUAAGUAAA
Molecule: messenger RNA, 1684 nt
Organism: Hippoglossus stenolepis (Pacific halibut)
Lineage: Eukaryota; Metazoa; Chordata; Actinopteri; Pleuronectiformes; Pleuronectidae
Product: leukocyte cell-derived chemotaxin 1-like
Exons: 7
Coding region: 11-1006 (331 amino acids)
Biological process (GO): negative regulation of endothelial cell proliferation; negative regulation of angiogenesis
Source: RefSeq, a predicted model, not a curated record